Molecule: messenger RNA, 2805 nt
Organism: Oryzias latipes (Japanese medaka)
Lineage: Eukaryota; Metazoa; Chordata; Actinopteri; Beloniformes; Adrianichthyidae
Product: inhibitor of nuclear factor kappa-B kinase subunit alpha
Biological process (GO): peptidyl-serine phosphorylation; tumor necrosis factor-mediated signaling pathway; positive regulation of transcription by RNA polymerase II
Cellular component (GO): IkappaB kinase complex; cytoplasm
Molecular function (GO): ATP binding; IkappaB kinase activity
Source: RefSeq, a predicted model, not a curated record
GUGGUCAUCGGUGAAUCCCCCGUGAGACAGAAAAACACUGCGGGCAGCCUUAGGGAGGAAGUACGCAUGCGCGGAAACUCUAAGCCUGUCUCUGAACUUUCAUUUUGCUCUGGCGUGUUCCCGUAGGCUGUAGCAAAUGAGACAAAAACUAGCCAAACUGUCAACAUGAACUAGCGUCUAAGCAAUAGUUUUAACUUAAUAUGCACCUUUCGAGUGUCAUUCAAAUAUUUAUUAAUAAAUAAAACUCGUAGAAACCAGUUUAGCUAACUGUGCAGCAACAAUGGUGUAGUAAGCUAAGUGUAAACAAUCGACUGUGUGAGAAAGCCCUGGGAAAGACUGAUCUUAAGCAUGGAGCGGUCCGCCCUGAAACAGGGCCAGCUGUUUGGCUCUUGGGAAACCAAGGAAAGGCUUGGGAUGGGAGGCUUUGGACACGUUUACUUAUACCAACAUGUGGAGACAGGGGUGAAAAUUGCUGUGAAACACUGCCGCCUGGACCUGAGUGCUAAGAACAAAGAACGGUGGAGCAGAGAGAUUCAGAUCAUGUCAAAGCUGAACCAUCUGAAUGUUGUUCAGGCCAGAGAAGUUCCUGAGGAGUUGCAUGCCAUCGCUUUAAAUGAUCUACCGCUGCUGGCGAUGGAAUACUGCUCAAGAGGAGAUUUACGCAAGGUGCUGCAUAAACCAGAAAAUUGUUGUGGGUUAAAGGAGAGUGAAGUCCUCUCACUACUUAAAGACAUCGGCUCUGGUAUCCAGUAUCUUCAUGAGAAUAAGAUCAUUCACAGAGAUCUGAAGCCAGAAAACAUAGUUUUACAAGAGAUCGAUGGCAAGCUUGUACAUAAAAUUAUAGACCUGGGGUAUGCAAAAGAUCUGGAUCAAGGCAGUCUCUGCACAUCCUUUGUUGGAACUUUACAGUAUUUGGCUCCAGAGCUGUUUGAGAGCAAACCCUACACUGUAAGUGUGGACUAUUGGAGUUUGGGGACAGUGCUCUUUGAAUGCAUUUGUGGCUUUCGGCCGUUUCUGCACCACAUGCAGCCCGUACAGUGGACAAGCAAAGUCAAAAACAAGGGGCCUAAAGACAUCAUGGCAGUCGAGGACAUGAAUGGUGAAGUUCGAUUUUCAGCACACCUGCCUUAUCCCAACAAUCUUAGCAGUCCGCUGCUGGAACCCAUAGAGUCUCUGCUCCAGAUGCUGUUGCUUUGGGAUCCUUCAACUCGUGGCGGAGGACUGGAUCCGGAAACAAACAAGCCUUACUUUUACUCCGUUCUGCACAAUAUUCUCAGCAUGAAGGUCAUUCACGUCUUGGACAUGACCUCAGCCCAGCUGCACUCUUUAGAUUUGGGGACCGACGAGAGUUUACUCUCUCUGCAGCUUCGCCUCGAAGCACAAACACAAGCGCAUAUUUCCCCACAGAGCCAAGAGCUUCUGCUGGAGACGGGAAACUCCCUCGACCCCCGUAGGCCGCCCAUCCAAUUUCUGCCAGAGGGCUUGCGAGGCUGGGAUAACUCUAUAGUGUUCCUGUUUCACACAAGCCUUAACAAAUACUCCGGACCGCUGACCGCCAGACCUUUGCCAGAGAGCGUCAACUUCAUAGUCAGGGAGACUAAAACACAGCUCCCCCUCUCCACUCUGAGAAAGGUUUGGGCUGAAGCUGUCAGCUAUGUUUGUGGACUGAAAGAGGACUACUUCCGGCUGUAUCAGGGGCAGAGGACUGCCAUGCUGAGUUUGCUGCGUUACAACACCACCUUGACCAAGUACAAGAACGAACUGUUCUCCGAGUCACAUAAACUCCAAGCCAAGCUGGCUUUCUUUAAGACAAGCAUCCAGUAUGAUCUGGAGCAAUACGCCAACCAGAUGAAGAACGGCAUCUCUUCAGAAAAAAUGUGGAAGACGUGGCAAGAAAGUAGAGAAAAGGUUGAUUUAUUAACGAAGGCUGCAGACGUGGGGUUCCUGGAUAAAGAGAUUCUGGGCUUGCAUAAUGAGAUUGUGGAGCUGCAGAGGAGUCCAUAUGCCAGAAGACAAGGAGAUGUAAUGGAACAGCUGGAAAAAAAGGCGAUUGAACUCUACAGGCAACUGAAGGCUAAAUGUAAAAGUCCUGACCCGCCUCAUGGUUACAGUGACAGCUCAGAUAUGGUGAAAACAAUCCUUCAGACAGUUCAGAACCAGGACAGAGUGCUGAAAGAUCUGUACACUCACCUGAGUACCAUUCUAGUGUGUAAGCAACAUAUUGUGGAUUUGUUCCCUCAUCUGGAAAAAGCCCUGGGGGAUAUAAAAGCUACAGAAAACACUGUGAUACAAAUGCAAAAGAGGAGACAAAAGGAGUUCUGGUAUCUUCUUAAGGUUGCCUGUGAACAGAACAACUCUCCAGUGUCGUCACAACAUCCCUCUGAUUGUGAAACUGUUGGCCAGCUGCUCAAUGAAAAUCAGCGGUAUCUGAGUCAUCUGACUUCUCUCAUGCAAGAUGCUGCUCAGAGCAUGGAGCACAGUGUAAUGGAUCAAGACUGGAGCUGGACUCAGUCUGGAGCAGUGAAGGUCCAGUCUCAGAAGCCAUGAAAACUUUCCAAAGAUUACAAUGUCUGGCAUAUCAGAAACACUCUAUGUGUGCCUAUACAUUAUCCUCUUUGACAAUAACGUAUAAAAAGUGUUUUUAAGCUGUCCAUGAAAAAAUGUUAACAUAUUUAAUGAGUGUUUUGUCCUUAAAUAUUAAACAUAUUUAUUUUCAGAUGAAUCAAAGUGCAUUAUUUUUGUUAAAAGAAUGUGUUAACAAUGGAAGGUGACCUGACGUUUUUAUAAAGGUGUUAAACACAAACA